AUGAGUGAUAACGCAUUGCAAGUAUUGCUCGUAGCUAUUCUAGAGGAAGUCGGCAUUGAGAAUGUUGUUCAAAUUGUUGUGCACACUUCAUCAGAUAGCUUAGAGGAAGUUAGCAAGGAGCUGAUUGAAAAGUACAGGUCACUUUUCUGGACAGUUAGUGCUACACAUUGCAUCUCCUUUAGCUUAGACAAGAUUGCAAUGACUGAUUCAAUUACACUAACUUUGGAUAAGACAAAAACCAUUACUAAAUUCAUUUACAGCGGUGCUGCAGUAGUAAAGCUGUUACGGAAGUAUAUCAGUACUCGUGAUCUGAUUAGAGCCUCUAAAAUAAGCUCCGCAACUUCUUUCCUGGCAUUAGAGAACUUUUUGGUUGAAAAAAGUAAUUUGGUGCUCAGGUUUACUUCCUCUGAGUGGUUGAGUUCUAUUUGGGCAUCAAGUGUUGAAGGUGAAAUAAUUGCUAAUUUAAUUAGUGAUAGUUCCUUCUGGAAUGGGGUGACUUUAGCUGUGAAAUCAUCCAUUCCAUUAGUGAGAGCUAUAUCCUUGACUAAUGGAGAUGGUAAACCUCAUAUGGGAUUCAUAUAUGAAACAAUGGAUCAAGUCAAAGAGACGAGCUGUGAGGAAUUUGGAAGAAAGAAAUCCCUGUAUACUCCAAUUUGGAACAUAAUUGAUGAGAUAUGGAACACAAUUAUUCACAGUCCCCUCCACGCUACUAGUUACUUCCUUAACCCAAUGCUCUAUUAUACUGAAGACUUUUAUUAUGACACGGAAGUUGCUGGUGGCCUUUUUAUCACCAUUGUUCGGAUGGCUGGAGAUCAGCGUAUACAGGACUUAAUAUCUCGGCAGCUUGAUGUGUAUGGAAGUUGUAAAGGCGAUUUCAAGAUCGGUACUGAUAAUAAAAGUCAAGAUAGCCGCUCUCCGGGUUUGUAUUUAAGGAUUUGCUUGUUUCGAUGUAAGUGA
Beta vulgaris subsp. vulgaris (sugar beet) is the source of this 957-nucleotide messenger RNA. RefSeq lists its product as uncharacterized. The coding region runs from base 1 to 957 and encodes 318 amino acids. The transcript has a single exon. The record is from RefSeq and is a predicted model, not a curated record. NCBI's taxonomy places the organism in Eukaryota, Viridiplantae, Streptophyta, Magnoliopsida, Caryophyllales, Amaranthaceae.